GAGGGCUGCCUUCAGCAACAAGACCUUGGCUGGGCAGAAGGAGGGGAGAAGGAGGGAAGGGCAGGGCCCUGAGGCCAACAGGAGGCUGGCCUGGGGAAAGGCGUCCCUGGCCCAAGCAGGGCAGGGACAACGUUUGUCUACAGGAGGAGAUGGCUGAGAGUGCCAGCACAGCUGCCCCGCCGUCGGGUGGACCAGGAGCCAAAGGCAGUGGCGGAGGCUCCUCGGGUGCCUGGUGGAAAGUGUUGACCAGCAGCAGCAGCAGCAGCAGCAGCAGGAAAAAGCCCAAAGAACCACCAGUGGCUGCACCUGGGGCAAUUCCUGCCCCACCCAGCCCCUCGGACUCCCGGGAGAACCAGCAGCCCGGCUCAGGCAGCCGUCGGAAUCUCAAGAUUUCCCGCUCUGGCCGUUUCAAGGAGAAGCGGAAAGUCCGUGCCACGCUGCUGGCAGAAAGCCCCCAAAAGCUCUUUGAAGGAGGAGGAGGAAGCACCAGCACCACCCCUGUGCUCCCUGGUGAAGAGACUCGGUGCCAGUGACCAUCCUGCUGCCUCCUCUUGGCAUCUCCUUCCCAGCCCCAAUUAACUGUUGCCUCCCUCAGUAGCUGCUACUUCCUUGGAUGAGAUGGCUCCUGGCGAAUGCCUGCAGCUUUCCUUUCAGAAGAAAAAAGAGGCCUCAUGCACCUGAUUCAGGAUGACCAGAUGCCAUAAGCACAAAGGAGGAGAAGGCACCGCAAAAUGUGGGCAUUAUGAAAUAAAAGCUAAAAAACACUAAUAUAAAGUCAUGCUUCUUAGUCCUUCUCAAAAUGGAGAACACUGAAAUUUUUCCUGAACAGAAGAUUGAAAUGUAGGACAUGUCCUGGAAAAGGAGGAUGCCUAGUCACCCUGUCCUGUUUGGCACCUCUGGUGCUGAGGAGUUUGGACUCUGGUGAAAGGGAAGCAUGGGCCAUGCUGUCCUCUCUCACCAACAGGGCCCACUUUAAUCAAUGACACAUAGCAUACUUGGCUUGAACAAUAGUAGAAAUAUGCAACAAGAGUUCAUCUAAGGACACAAGGAAGCGCACCGAGUAUGGCUUCUAGUUCUUUCCUGUCACAUUCUCCCAUGAAAUUAAAGGGUACAGAGGGCUUAUGAAGAAUUUAUCACUGUGAAUUAUUUCCCUACGCUUUCUUUCCCAAGCAGCUUCUCCUUCCAACAGCAUCCACAGAAAUGGGGAUAUUUAGAAUAACAGAGAAAGUGGAGAAGGAUUUUAAUAGGCACCCUAUUGAUCUGGAAUCAUAUAUCCCAAAUCAGGAACAGCCAAAUAUAAAACCUGCUGUUGUGUGCCUUCAAGUUGUUAUGGAAUUACGGCAACCCUAAGGCGAGCCUGUCAUGGGGUAUUCUUAGCAAGAUUUGUUCAGUGGAGGUUUGCCAUUGCCUUCC
Messenger RNA from Sceloporus undulatus (fence lizard), 1413 nucleotides. RefSeq names its product proline rich 15 (gene PRR15). NCBI's taxonomy places the organism in Eukaryota, Metazoa, Chordata, Lepidosauria, Squamata, Phrynosomatidae. The transcript is spliced from 2 exons. The coding region runs from base 150 to 533 and encodes 127 amino acids. The record is from RefSeq and is a predicted model, not a curated record.